AUGGAGACGACGGUCACGAAAACCAAGAGCUCCCCGACGACCAUCAUCCUCCACCACGCGGCGCCCCAGAGCUACAGCUUCCGAUUCUCACCCUUCCUCCGCCAAACCUACCAAGUCGGCCUGCCCCCCGACCGUGCCGUGUGCAAGGCCUACCAGUCGGGAGCAUGCCCCAACGGCACGCGCUGCCCGGAGCGGCACGUCUCCGACGGCAAGACGUCGCAGCCCACGGGCGGGCUCAACUCGCUCGUCUGCAAGCACUGGCUGCGCGGGCUCUGCAAAAAGGGCGAGCAUUGCGAGUUUCUGCACGAGUAUAACCUGCGAAAGAUGCCUGAGUGCAACUUCUUCAUGCGCAACGGCUACUGCUCCAACGGCGAGGAGUGCCUCUACCUGCACGUCGACCCCAUGUCGCGCCUACCGCCCUGCCCGCACUACGACAUGGGCUUCUGCCCCCUCGGCCCCCUCUGCUCGAAGAAGCACGUCCGGCGGAAGCUGUGCGAGUUCUACCUUGCCGGCUUCUGCCCCGACGGGCCCAAGUGCAAGCAGGCGCAUCCCAAGUGGCGAAAGGAUCUGGACAAGCCGACGCUCAAGUCGGACGAGAUGAAGAAGGAGGAGGAACACAGGCUCGAGAUGGCCGCCCUCAGGGGGGAGGAGGAAGCCGAACACAGGAUGAGGGAUGGACCGAGGGAUCGCGACGACGGCAGGUUUGGGCGUCAUGGCCGGGGGGCCGGAGGCGGCGGCGGCGGAGGAGGCGGCGGCGGCAAGUGGCGGGGCGGCGGCAAGGGGAGGUUUCGAGGAAGAGGGCAUUAG
This is a messenger RNA of Drechmeria coniospora, 807 nucleotides long. RefSeq lists its product as uncharacterized. The transcript has a single exon. The record is from RefSeq and is a predicted model, not a curated record. NCBI's taxonomy places the organism in Eukaryota, Fungi, Ascomycota, Sordariomycetes, Hypocreales, Ophiocordycipitaceae. Bases 1 to 807 code for a protein of 268 amino acids. Gene Ontology annotation, molecular function: metal ion binding; RNA binding.